Molecule: messenger RNA, 1469 nt
Organism: Drosophila novamexicana
Lineage: Eukaryota; Metazoa; Arthropoda; Insecta; Diptera; Drosophilidae
Gene: Gr32a
Product: gustatory and pheromone receptor 32a
Exons: 5
Coding region: 1-1338 (445 amino acids)
Biological process (GO): sensory perception of taste
Cellular component (GO): axon; membrane; dendrite
Source: RefSeq, a predicted model, not a curated record
AUGAGUCCCAACAGUUGGGUAAUUGAAAUGGCAGCGCACAAGUCGCGUCUCCAAGUGCAGCCGCAACAGCGAAUCCUUUCGCCACAUCCGCAUGCGCUGGGCAACGAUGCAUUCGUACGAUCGCCAGAUGCGCCCGCCGGGAAUCCCGUUUUCGAGGAUAUUGGCACCAUAUUGUCGGUGCUGAAGGCGAGCGGUCUAUUGCCCAUUUACGAGCAGGUGUCCAGCUUUGAGGUGGGCCCGCCCACCAGGACCAAUGAGUUCUAUUCGUUUUUUGUGCGCGGCGUCGUCCAUGCACUGACCAUAUUCAAUAUCUACAGCCUGAUGACGCCCAACGGGGCCAAGCUGUUCAUCUCGCUGCGGGAGACGGACAAUGUGAAUCAGUGGAUCGAGUUGCUCCUCUGCAUUCUCACCUAUACGCUGACUGUUUUUGUUUGUGCCCGCAACACGAAAUGCAUUAUCCAAAUCAUGAACGAGAUCCUCAAGCUGGACCAGGAGGUGCUGCGCCAGUUUGGCGUUGCGCUAAGCAACAACUGCAAUUUCUCAAUCAAAUUUUUGUUGUUGAUUGCCGCCUGCCAGGCGUACAUUAUAUUUAUACGCAUCCAUGUGCUGGAUGGUGUCAUAACGCCCACCACCUACAUCCUGAUCGGGUUCUAUGCGAUCCAGAAUGGCCUGACGGCCACCUAUAUAGUGUUUGCCUCGGCCCUGUUGCGCAUCGUUUGCAUACGCUUUCAGUUUGUCAAUCGGCUGCUCAAUGGGUAUUCGUAUUCCCAGCUGCUGGGCAAGAGUCGACGCCAGCUGCAGUCGCACAUGGAAAGCUUUCCCGAGGAUUCACUAUUCAUUUAUCGGACACACAAUCGAUUGUUGCGCAUCUACAAGAGCAUCAACGAAUGCUGCAGCCUGAUAAUUGUCUGCUUUCUGGGCUACUCCUUCUACACGGUGACCACCAAUUGGUAUAAUCUAUUUGUCCAGAUCACCAACAACAAGGGCGUCAUCUCGUCCCACAUAAUGCAAUGGUGCCUCGCCUGGCUGUGCUUGCACACCUCCCUGUUGACCCUCUUGUCGCGUAGUUGUGGUGCCACCACCAACGAGGCCAAUAUCACAUCACAAAUACUGGCGCGAGUCUAUGGCAAGAGCAAGGAGUUUCAAAAUAUUAUUGACAAAUUUCUGACCAAGAGCAUUAAACAGGAGGUACAAUUCACGGCAUAUGGUUUCUUUGCCAUAGACAACUCGACGCUCUUUAAGAUCUUUUCAGCUGUCACCACGUAUUUGGUUAUUUUGAUACAAUUUAAACAGCUCGAGGAUUCGAAAUUGGAGGAACAAUUACAGGAUACGAGCUAAAUUUAAAUUUAUAUACUGUUUAAAUUUAUUAGCUAUAUUUAUUACCAUUACAAAUCUUACGCAAAUUGAACUAGCUGCAUAUAUUCAUUUAUAUAUAUACUCGAUAGUUCGACAAAUUAAGCGCACAAAAC